This is a messenger RNA of Theobroma umbraticum, 4810 nucleotides long. RefSeq names its product SET domain group 29 (gene SDG29). The record is from RefSeq and is a predicted model, not a curated record. Lineage: Eukaryota; Viridiplantae; Streptophyta; Magnoliopsida; Malvales; Malvaceae. Gene Ontology annotation, biological process: regulation of transcription by RNA polymerase II.
CUCAUUUGCAGAGAGAUUUUUCGCACAAACCAUGCAUCAACUCGUCAUACCCCGGUGACUUACUCGUCCACAUGAUCAGAUGAACGAAAUUUCAUGCAUGAAGCAUCAUCGACCGGACGAUGGAACGAACCAUUACAUCAAAUUAAUUACACCAUGAUGAAUUAAAUCCAUUAAACUUACAGGAAAUAAUAACUUAAUAAUACUAUUAUUAAUUAAUAAAAAAAGGGAAGCUAGAAAUUCAUAUAUUAGUAACAUGAAAUUGCUUGAAGCAACAACAUCGGCAGCAUGCAACCUCCAUCUACCGAUAAUACCCAAAAUACCCCUCCAAGGAAAUGGUGGAAGACUUCACGACCACGACUUCACGCGGUGCCGCUAUCGAUCAGAGACCAAAAUCCAAACCCAUUGGAGGAAAGUCUUCAGAGCAAUUAAUCCACGAAACCCAAAAUCCAAUGGAAUCAUAUACCCAAAACGAAAAGAAAAAGAAAACAGUGAAGUCUUGAGAGAUCCUCUAACUCUGAUAUGCAGAAGUUUUAACAUAAUAGUACUAGAAAACCAAAGAGAAAAACAUCACAGAGCACGGGCCUAUGAAGUACACAAAAUAACCCAAAAAGGAAAAAAAAGAAAAAACCCAUCCAAAAUUAGUGGAACUACAAUUAUUUAAGUAAAUAAUAAUUAAGAUUAAGCUCUCCUCCUAAAUCCCAUGGUCCGCCAAAUUCAAAUUUUUGCAGACUUUAUAUCAAAAACUAAUUCCAGAGCUUCCCAAAUUUGAUGUUCCGUCAAACAUAAGUAAGAAUCAAAUCCAAGACCCAACCAAAAUCUAUCAAUGCUGACAACAAAAAUCGUUACAGUAAACUUACAAGUUCCAACUUUCUUGGAAUCAAACCUUCCAAAAUCCUCUCUGCUCAGGAAAUCAUACAGGAAAGUUUUAACUUGGCACCAACCCAAACUUAAAGGAAAAAAAAAAGAAGGAAAAGAAGGAAAGUGUUGUUAGCCAUAACCAGACUGGUCUGUGAGUCACGAAAUCGAAGAAGGAAGAAAUUGCACCCAACAAUUAGCAAAGGCGCAAGUUAGCGCAUCUAUCACCCACAUUGUAUACCACUCCCACGUAUUCACACAAAACAAAUACUACUGCUCUCUUUCUUUGCUUUCACAAGAUAGAUAACGCCGACCCCGCUUUCCUUUCUCUCUCUCUCUCUCUCUUUCAACCCUCUCAAAAAAAUUUUUCCAGAAAAAAAACUGUCUCUGAUAUAAGAAAAACUUCUUUUUUUUUUUUUAAUUUUAAUAAUGUUUACGAAAAUUUAAUUAAAAAUUAUAUCUUCUCUAUCUUUUUUUUCUCUUUCUCUAUGCUCUGUCGCUGUUAGAGAGAGAGCUUCAUCUAAACAGAUCUCUAUUCCAUCCAAACCCCCAGCACUUCUCGUCUUCUCCUCCAAAUUCUCAUCAGUUUCUCGUUCAGUUUCUCCUCGUCCUUAAUUUCUUGUCUUUAUCUCUUUUCGAUUCCUCCGAUUGUUUCUGAGAAGGAAAAAGGAAAAAAAAAAAAAACAGAAGAAAGGAAAGGUGCAGGUCCAAUUGUUCUCUUUGUUGGUGAAAAUUGAGUUUGCAAUUAGGGUUUAUGGGUGUUUUGGGAAUUAGGUUUUCCAUGUGAAAUCGAGGUUGUUAAGCGUUCCCCAAUUGGAAGAGCGAAUAACUGAGAGUUUUUUUUCUUUUCUUUAUGUCGAUGAGAAGGGAUUGAUUGAUUAGAGAAAAUAUGAUAAUCAAGCGCAACCUUAAAUCCCAAAUGCCGAGUCUAAAACGGUGCAAACUCGGCGACUCGGUUGGUGAAGACGAAGAUAACUCGGGUACAACUCGCAAGAAGCGAAAAAUCAACGGCUAUUAUCCUCUAACGCUCCUUGGAGAGGUAGCCGCCGGCAUAAUUCCGGUCAGCCUCCAUCGUAUUAUCGCGUCUGGCCAGGCCGAGAGGUUCGCGGCUUCAUGGUGCACCGAAGUCUCGUGCACCCCUGGUGAGGUGGAGUCCAAAUCCAAGGGCUCAGAUUCGUCCAAGGCCAAGAAUCGAACGGUGGAGAUUGCUCGGCCACCGCUUGUGAGGACAUCGAGAGGGCGAGUUCAGGUACUUCCUUCACGGUUUAACGAUUCUGUUAUUGAGAAUUGGAAGAAAGAAAGUAAAACUAGCUUGCGUGAUUAUAGUUUCGAGGAUGAUGACGACGAUGAAGAUUUUGAGUGUAAAAAGGAUAAAUUCAGUUUUAAAACACCUAAAACUUGUAAGCAAAACCUAAGAAAUCGACGGAAUGAAGAGAAGAAUGGUUAUAAAGGGAGAAAAUAUGCUACAUUGUGUGAGGAAGAUGAAAGAGAAACCCGGCAUGGUAGGACUUUUGAUAUUAGGAAGUACUCAAGUUCGCUUAGUUCGUUAACGUCAGUACAUGAGCAAUUCGUUGAUGAGGAUGAGAAGUAUGCAAAUGUGGUGGGCAUUGUUGAUUUAACAGCUGAGGAGCAACUUUCGCUGGAGAAUGGUGAGAGGAAAGAUGGGUUGUAUGGACCAGAGGAUUUUUAUUCGGGGGAUAUAGUGUGGGCAAGGCCUGGGAAGAGGGAGCCAUUUUGGCCAGCUAUUGUUAUUGAUCCAAUGACGCAAGCGCCUGAAGUGGUUUUGAGGUCUUGUAUACCUGAGGCUGCUUGUGUGAUGUUCUUCGGGCAUUCUGGGAAUGAGAAUCAAAGGGAUUAUGCAUGGGUCAGGCGGGGCAUGAUUUUCCCAUUUGUAGAUUUUCUGGACAGGUUCCAUGAGCAGCGUGAAUUGAACAGAUGCAAGCCUAGCGAUUUCCAGCUGGCAAUGGAGGAGGCUUUUCUGGCAGAACAAGGGUUUACGGAGAAGUUGAUACAUGACAUAAACAUCGCAGCUGGGAAUCCAACUUAUGACGAAACUGUUCUUAGAUGGGUUCAGGAGGCUACUGGUUCAAACCAGGAUCAGGAUUAUCACCUUCCUAACCAGGGCUUGCUUGGGAAACAUAACGAUACGAGACCCUGUGAAGGCUGUGGCAUGAUCCUCCCAUUUAAAAUGGGAAAGAAAAUGAAAGCAUUAACUCCUGGAGGCCAAUUCUUGUGUAAAACAUGUGCUAGGUUAACUAAAUCAAAACAUUAUUGUGGCAUUUGCAAGAAGAUUUGGAAUCAUUCAGACAGUGGGAGUUGGGUGCGGUGUGAUGGUUGUAAAGUUUGGGUGCAUGCAGAGUGUGACAAAAUUCCCAGCCAUCAUUUUAAGGAUCUGGGGGCCACUGACUAUUACUGUCCUACUUGCAAAGCAAAAUUUAACUUUGAAUUAUCAGAUUCAGAGAAGUGGCAACCAAAAGCUAAAUCAAGCAAGAACAAUGGUCAGUUAGUUCUGCCUAACAAGGUUGUUGUUCUCUGCUGUGGCGUUGAAGGCAUAUAUUACCCAAGCCUCCACUUAGUUGUGUGCAAGUGUGGGUCGUGUGGAUCUGAGAAGCAAGCGCUAAGCGAAUGGGAAAGACACACUGGUUCCCGAGAGAGAAAUUGGAGGAUUAGCGUGAAGGUGAAAGGUUCCAUGCUACCAUUAGAACAAUGGAUGCUUCAGUUGGCGGAGUACCAUGCAAAUGCUACUGCCUGUAGUAAACCUCCUAAACGACCAUCAAUACGAGAGAGGAAGCAGAAGUUGCUUGCGUUUUUGCAGGAAAAAUAUGAACCAGUACAUGCGAAGUGGACAACUGAACGGUGUGCUGUUUGUAGAUGGGUUGAAGAUUGGGACUACAACAAAAUUAUUAUCUGCAACAGAUGUCAGAUUGCUGUGCAUCAAGAAUGUUAUGGUGCAAGAAAUGUACGGGAUUUCACUUCAUGGGUUUGUAAAGCUUGUGAAACACCUGAAGUUACACGGGAAUGUUGCCUUUGUCCGGUCAAAGGAGGUGCUUUGAAGCCCACUGAUGUUGAGACAUUGUGGGUUCAUGUUACUUGUGCUUGGUUUCAACCUGAAGUAUCUUUUGCAAGUGAUGAAAAGAUGGAGCCUGCUCUUGGAAUAUUAAGUAUUCCAUCAAAUUCCUUUGUGAAGAUUUGUGUUAUUUGCAAGCAAAUUCAUGGUUCUUGCACACAAUGUUGUAAGUGUUCCACAUAUUACCAUGCCAUGUGUGCAUCAAGAGCUGGUUACCGCAUGGAGUUGCAUUGCUUGGAGAAAAACGGCAGACAAAUAACAAAAAUGGUGUCAUAUUGUGCUUAUCACCGUGCUCCCAAUCCAGACACUGUUUUAAUCAUACAGACCCCUCUGGGCGUCUUCUCUGCCAAGAGCCUUGUUCAAAAUAAGAAGAAGACUGGGUCAAGGCUAAUUUCAUCAAACAGAAUGAAAGUUGAAGAGGUUCCAACUGUAGAAACUACUAAUGUUGAGCCAUUUUCUGCUGCUAGGUGUCGAGUCUUUAAAAGAUCAAACAAUAAUAGAAAGAGAACUGAAGAGGAAGCCAUUGCCCAUCGAGUAAUAAGACCUAGUCAUCAUCCUUUAAGCACUUUACAGAGUUUGAAUGCGUUCAGAGUAGUGGAGGAGCCUAAAGAUUUUUCAUCUUUCAGGGAACGACUCUACCACUUACAGAGAACUGAAAAUGACCGAGUUUGCUUUGGUAGAUCUGGAAUACAUGGGUGGGGCCUCUUUGCUCGUAGAAAUAUUCAAGAAGGAGAAAUGGUUCUCGAAUACCGUGGGGAACAAGUGAGGCGAAGUAUUGCUGAUCUAAGAGAAGCACGCUACAGAAUAGAAGGAAAAGACUGCUAUGUAAGAGAUCUUUCUUGUACUUGUAUAAUUUGCAAAUGUUUCUUCUUGUUUUUGUUUUUUUUU